This is a messenger RNA of Pezoporus flaviventris, 6393 nucleotides long. It is a transcript of the gene HS6ST3, whose product is annotated as heparan sulfate 6-O-sulfotransferase 3. Gene Ontology annotation, molecular function: heparan sulfate 6-sulfotransferase activity. Gene Ontology annotation, cellular component: membrane. Lineage: Eukaryota; Metazoa; Chordata; Aves; Psittaciformes; Psittacidae. Bases 265 to 1542 code for a protein of 425 amino acids. The transcript is spliced from 2 exons. The record is from RefSeq and is a predicted model, not a curated record.
GUAGGGCUCGGCGCGAGGCGGUCCUGCUCGGCGGGUGCCGGUUCCCGUCAGCCGAGGGGAGCGGGAUGGCCGCCUCGGGCAGGCUGCGGCGCGGCGCGCUGCGCUGAGGGGAGCGGAGCCCGGCCCAGCCGCAGCUGCCUGCCACGACCAUGCCGUCAGGAAGGGAGCCGGGAGACCCUCGGCUGCGGGAUCCGAGCGGGGCGGCCGCCCUGUCAGCGCCCGGCAGCGCCUGAUCCCGCGCCGCGCUGCCCCCCGCGCACCGCCAUGGACGAGCGCUUCAACAGGUGGCUGCUGCCGCCGCUGCUGGCGCUGCUCUUCUUGCUCAUCGUCUACCAGUAUGUGUCGCCCGCCUGCCCCGGUGCCGCCUGCGCCCGCCGCCCGCCGGCCUCCGCCGCCCGCCGUGGGGGGGGCCCGGCGGAGCGAGAGGAGGGGGAGGCGGCAGCGGGUAACGCGGAGGAAGAGGAGGCGGCGGAGGCAGCGGCGGCCCUGCCGCGGCUGGUGGCCAAGUUCGCUUUCGCGCGGGGGGAGCUGUGUCGGCGCGUGCGGUUCGACAUGCGGGGACGAGACGUAAUCGUCUUCCUCCACAUCCAGAAGACAGGCGGCACCACCUUCGGGAGGCAUCUGGUGCGCAACAUCCGCCUGGAGCAGCCCUGCUACUGCCGCGCCGGGCAAAAGAAGUGCGCCUGCCACCGCCCGGGCGGCGACAAGGACACGUGGCUCUUCUCCCGCUUUUCCACCGGCUGGAGCUGCGGGCUGCACGCCGACUGGACCGAGCUCACCAGCUGCGUGCCUGCCGCCAUGGAGCGCCGCGGCUGCGCCGGCAACCGCACCCUCAGGAACUUCUAUUACAUCACGAUGCUGAGGGAUCCGGUGUCACGGUACUUGAGUGAAUGGAAGCAUGUUCAGAGGGGUGCAACAUGGAAAACUUCCCUUCAUAUGUGCGAUGGAAGAAGUCCAACACCAGACGAGCUGCCUACCUGUUAUGAAGGAGACGACUGGUCUGGAGUCAGUUUACAGGAAUUCAUGGAUUGCAGCUACAACUUGGCCAACAACCGCCAGGUGCGCAUGCUGGCAGACCUCAGCCUGGUGGGAUGCUACAACCUGACUUUUAUGAAUGAGAGUGAAAGAAAUAUGAUUCUUCUCCAAAGCGCCAAGAACAAUCUGAAAAACAUGGCCUUCUUUGGGCUCACAGAAUUUCAGAGGAAAACGCAGUAUCUCUUUGAGAGGACAUUCAACCUGAAAUUUAUUUCCCCAUUCACUCAAUUCAACGUUACGCGGGCCUCCAAUGUGGACAUAGGUGAGGAUGUGAGGCAACGGAUAGAGGAGCUGAAUUUCUUGGACGUACAGCUGUAUGAAUAUGCGAAGGACCUGUUCCUGCAGCGCUUCCAGUACUCCAAGCAAGAGGAGCAUCAGAAGAACCGGCUAAAGAGGCGAGAAGAGCGGCGGCUGUUGCGGGAGCAGAGAGCUCACCAGUCACCAAGGGGAGAGGCAGCAGAAGUAGCCAUUACUGAAGAUUAUAAUAGUCAGGUUGCAAGGUGGUGAUGCUCCUCCGUCUUGACUAACUGAUGAAGAGGAUCACAGAAUUUGUGCAACUUGGCUACCUGGGAAUUAGCCAAGGAAGGCCGAUGCUUUGGUAAAUGAGACCACAUCUGACAACUAACUACCCCUCCUUGUCUCAGUUUUUCUUGGUUUCUGCCAGUGAGGAGAAUGUAUUUUUUUCUCAAUAGGCACUGAUUAGUGUUAUUCAAUCACAGUAGAAUAGAUUCCUGUCCAAAAAGACUUCCUUCAAAGCCCUAAGCUAUGAGGAUGGGUUGAAGAGAGAGCUAUAUCCUUUGCAUUAACAGAGGUACUCUAUACAAUCUGAGCUACCAAAACUUGUGCAGACAUCUAUUGGAAAAAAAUACCUGGUUUGGUUCCUCUGUGACGUGAGAGCUGGUUUGUUUCAUACUGUCCUUUGCAACUGUAUAGCUUUCUAGUAAAUGAAAUGGAGGAAAGCACAUUGAGCUUCUACAUGCUGUGUUUUGAUUAAGGGAAGAAUUUGCUGAGGUGAUUAAAAAAGACCUAGGAAAUGUGGGAUUAGGGCAUUGCUUGUUCUGUUCUGUUAGCCAGUAGUCAGAGAUGAUUUAUAAGUGAGGUGGUGGCAGGGUUAGCUUAUUUCUCUGCAGAUGCUGAGAGUACCAAAACCAGCCAGGUAGCAGCCACCCUUCUGAGCAUGUGUGGCAAAGGCAAAGCCUUGAGAAAUGAGGUCCAUUCAACAGCUAGGCAGAUAUCAUGGAGAUUAUCUGGAUGAAGGCAAUGAAAGCAGCCUUCGCGUUCACAAAAGGUGCAGAGGGGGCAAGCAAACUACAGGGAAGAGGAAAGAGAGAGCAGGAAAAGCUGAAAUACUAGUGUGACAUUUUCCAGAUUUGCUUUGAAAGCCUGGAGAUCUAUUGUCUGUGAGGGUAGGCAGGGUUAUGAUAUCGUCUGUUAAAAUACAUUGAUGCCAAGUGAAUACAAUUUAAGUUGGUUUUCUCUCUAACUACAGUAGUGGCUAGAAAAAAAAUCAGCUUUCAGUUUUUUAGGAUACAUAAUGGCUAUGUGGAAAGUCUUGAUAUUUAUCACUCUGUAUGAAGAUUCUUUGUAAAUUUAUUGUUUCAUGAUGAGAGAUCUUUAUCUGGCUUUGUUCCUUGUCUAGAAAAAGAUUCAGUGGGUUCUUCCUCCACAUGUUACAUUCUUGUGGUUAAGCUGCAUCUCUUUAUUCCAAGAUUUUAUGUUGUUCCAUUUGCAAUAGUGAAAUUUUAAAAAAGAGGGUCCUGUGUACCAUGGAUCUUUUGAGAGAGGUUUUUUCCUUCUUCUAGCAUAAAUGUAAAGCAUUAGGAGGAAAUUUCUCUAAGUGCCUCAACGUGGCUGCUAAAUCAAGAUGCUGAAAGUAUAUUAUUGCGUGCAUGAAUGGCUUUUACCUUACAGAUUUGCUAAUUAGAAAUACUGGAGUACCUGAUGUGGAUGCACAUUUCUCAUUUAUUUUCAAAAUUCAAGGUUUUUAUCCAGUGGGUAAAAAAAAAUAAUGAGUUACAGAAGAAAAGAGGCUGAAUUUCAGUAUUUGUCUUUUCAUUUCCAAGUUUUUUGGUUUUUUUUUUAGUGCAUGCUGUAUCUUCUCUUCUUCUGACAAUGCUGUUGCUACUUACCUAUACACAAUAUCAGAGAUAAGCUCUAACCCAUCUUGUUGAAAGUUAAUGCAUACAAUAAUACAUUAAACAUUGAAUAUGGUAACAGCUGUUAAGAAGUGAAGAGGGCUGUAGAGAUGAUGCUUCAUUAUCAAUGUAGUUUAUUAGCAAUAUGCUGAUUUAUGCCUGAUUGUCAGUGUGAUACUUUUGGGGUGAGUAGUGAUGGGUUAUGAUCCCUAAUACCUGUUCCACUGGUGGAUUAUGUGCAUCUCUUCCCACCUCUGCAUUCAGAAAGGAAAACACAGGACUGCAGAUCAUUACUCUCCUGCUUGGGAUAUCUGCCUUAGAGAAGAGUGAGGAGCUCUCUAGACUCCCCAGAUGGUGCUGCUUGGAUCUCCAUAGCCUGGAAGAGGCGCUCAGAUACCUCACUCACAUAUGGACACCAACCUUCAGAGGUUUAAAUUGAAAUGUUUACAAUCUAGGUAUGAAGCUCGCCCUGGCUGCAGGACAGGAAGGCCAUGAAGAGCUAAGCUUGACUGAUACUAUUGCACCUUUAUCGCAAUGCAGGUAAUACACAGUGAUCUGAUAUCUUAUCUGCUGAUACCAGGGCUGCAGGUUGCGCUGGCCCUAUGGAAGCAAGGAGCUUUCUGGCUGGUGACACAGGAAUGACAGGAGCUGUUGCAUCUCACUAUUUUUGAGCCCACUGCUGCAUCUUGCUGUAGACCCUGCAGCAAGAGAGAGGAAGCCUGCCUUGGCACCUGAUACUGUGUGUCCAGGAUUUGCAGAUGCUCUCCAUGCUUCCAUGAGGAGGAAUAGUGUGCUGGGGGGACCCUGAAGGGCCAGAGGAAGAGCUGUGCAGGAGAAUAGCCAGCCACAUGAGAGAAAAGAUGCAAGGCCAAGUUCACAUUAAGGAGGAAGAUAUGUGAGAAAGUAGAAUCAGUCCCAGCCCAUCUUUUGUGGUAAAGCAUAUUUUCUUCCCUCCCCCCCCAUCACAAAAAAAGGGUCCCCUUUCUCUCAUCCCUGCCUCUUUCCCCAGUGGGCCACCUCUCCAUGCUGCUCACAGCAACAGGGGACUCGUUCUUCAUUUAGAAAAUGCAGUGUUACCUUUUCAGGGGAGAGGAGACAGAGCUCAGCAAUGGUUCCCUGGAGCCUCACCGGUGACUCUUAAGUAUCAGUUUCAGCUAUUUAAGCAUACCAGCCAUUCUCCAGACUGCUCCUUCUGCCUGACACAAAACAAAGCCUAAUGAAGAAAAUCAAAACAAUCUUUGGGUGGUUUACAUUAGCUUUAAUAGUUCGUUAAUGCAAUGCCUGACCUUUUCAUCAGUCAUUUCCCAGGAGACAAGAUUAGGGUCCUGAAGAGCUCUUAAUGUGCUGUAGCAUCUAUGGUAAUGGGAUUUGCCUUAACGCUUGGGAUUUUGUUAAAAUUGGUUUGUUUGGGGUUUUUUCUCCCUGCAGGCUGUGUAGCAGAUAGAUAGCCCUGGAUGUACAGGAGUAGUUGUCGUGGUGGGAGAUCUUGCCCAGAGGCUCUGGGACUGAAGGACCUGGCACCUCCUUCCCCAGCUCCAGCAGUAGAUCCAGCAAACUCACUGUGCCAACAAUACUGUUUUUCUUAGCAGAAUUUCCUGGCACGUAACAAAUAAAGCAACUUGGAAAUACUUCCAGGCAGGCUUCUAAGACACAGGCUUGCAGCUUUUUUCCUAUCGGGCACUAUGCCUGAAAUAAAGUAAUACAAUAGUAAAAUAAAGUCCCUGUUAAUAUCUCUGUUAUUCCAGGUUUUUGUUGCUCUGACAGCACAGGCUUCACUGUAAUUACACUGGCUCAUAUAAGAUCAGAGCACAGUGUGUUUCUUUCAAAAUCUUCACGAGCAACAGGACUAUAGGAUUUCUGUCCAUCUUCCUGGCAUUAUUUUGUUGCUUAAACAAGGCAAUUUGGCUUCUGCUACUGUGGUGCUGAAACAAAUCUCAUUCUUUGUAAUGGAGAUGUACUUGCUAAUCUCUCCUAUCACAUCUUCAGUACCGGCUGCCUUUUCCAGUUAUAAUUCAGUGUAGGCUUGGAGCAGACAGAGAAACCUGCUGUGUCAUUAAAACUUGUUCCUGGUAAUUUGAUGCCUAGUCCAAGAGCUCAGCCUAGUGCCUAUGGGCCAUACUUCAUUAAGGAAUGAAAAUUUGUCCUUUCUUCCCUACUCAACAAUGCUAACAAUAAAAAACUUUUUCACUAUGGGGAAAGAAAAACACCAUUUCUGAUGGUAGGUAUUCUUCACUGCGGUUGUGUUAAUAGUGAGGCUGCGAUAGCCUUGCCAUGGAUUCUACCCAACAUGUGAUAGUUCUUUGCAGUUCACUAAAAGGAGAAGUACAGAACAAACAAGCGAUGGAAGUCACAUCCACAAUCAAACUUCCUAACUGCAGCAUAUCAAUUCAGCCAAACCAAAUGGUAGGUCAUAUCACCUUUGCAUCUGGAGAUGUUUCAGAUUUGACUGGCUUUCAAGCUGGCUUUCUAUUUAACACAUGCUUCUUUCUGCAGUAGUGAAUUCUUGUUUCCUGUCUGCAGCCUUGUAUCAGUUAUGGGCACUGAUGUUAUAAAACUUCACACUGACACUUUUUUUCUUCCAUUGCUGUUCCCCUGGAAUUAUACUUUUUUGGUCUAGGAUAAAGAAUAUCUUUCCAGGCUAGUGGAGACUACCCUGUACGAGAUGAGCAAUCACAAUAAAAUCAUUAUUCUGCUGAAGCAAAUUGCUGUAUUCUUCCUGCAUGUGGCAAAAGCAUACUCAGAAAAGGUAGCCAGUUUGCACUGAAACACUUCUCUCAGUUUGGUUCUUGUAGUACUUUCUUUGUUGAAAUUUUGUGGAGGGAAAUGGGUUCCAUAGCCUGCAAUGUCCUUGAAUUUCUUCUUGGCCGUAUCACUAGCUUGUUGGAAGUGAAAAAAAAAAUCAAGAUUCCCAUGAGUCGCCAUAUUUAAGAUGAAAGGGUAAAUUAAUAGGCUGUAAAUUCCUUUAUUCUUUAGGAUUUUUCCUUCUGUUUAUGUGCAAUAAUGUGUGUGAACUCUGCUAUUAAGAGAUUGUAUCGUGAGUAACCAUAUCUACUUUUAUUCCUAUUUACAAGAUAGACCUAGGGAUUUUCAUUGAUGUAAAGCACAAUUUAAUGAAUUAUUUACUGUGUUUAACCAUUGUGAUGUCAAAAUCAUUGUUUUCAUAUAUUUAUUUGUUGGUGGUUUUCUGUAAAAUGAUGCUCAUUAAGAAAUCUGUUAAAAAUGA